Molecule: messenger RNA, 3833 nt
Organism: Eriocheir sinensis (Chinese mitten crab)
Lineage: Eukaryota; Metazoa; Arthropoda; Malacostraca; Decapoda; Varunidae
Product: glucose dehydrogenase [FAD, quinone]-like
Exons: 13
Coding region: 1275-3119 (614 amino acids)
Molecular function (GO): oxidoreductase activity, acting on CH-OH group of donors; flavin adenine dinucleotide binding
Source: RefSeq, a predicted model, not a curated record
AGACGCGUAGCAGUACCGCCGGCUCGAACUAAAAAUUAAAAACCGGAAAUUCGGCUGAUGUCACCGUAACCACGCGGAGGUUGAGCAGUGCCGCCUAUACAGUGCCGCGCCUGGAUGUUUUAGUGGCCAGCCGACCAUAGCCAAAAAAAAGUGAAACCCUUAGACCUCUUUCCACCCGGACACGAGAGAACAUAAAGAGAGAUAAAGUAGGAGCUAGGUCAUGCUGCCUCCUGCUGCGUUGAGUGGCACAGGGAGGGGAGCGGCAGGGCGGGGCGGCCGGCAGGGGCGUGGGCCGGCGGGGGUGAUGUGCCUUGAUUGGACAGGACAAACGAGGCAGCCAGAGGAAAAGUGUGAAUGAUGUCACUUUCUUUCAUUUUUUUCCCGAAGUCUUUCCGGGUGAGUGAAGAUGAGCGGUGUCUUAAAUGCAGGUGACCGUGUUCUGCCAGUGCUCCCAUAAGCCUGAGUCCGGUUGCAGUGCCUUGGAGUAUGUAGGUCAUGUUAACGAGAGGCAAUGAGACAAUGUACACAUGGGACACUGUAGGCCAGAGACGCCGCCGCCUAUGCUGCGUCGGCUUUGUUGACUACGGCAAGGUCGGGUCUUGGAGAGCAGCAGCACAGGUGGAGGAGGAGGAGGAGGAGGAGGAGGCGGCGAGGAGGGAGUCAGGGGAGAGUUGUUGCAGAACUUUACUCGAUCUCCCUUUCAGUGUGGCUUCAACCUCACUGUGGGUCACACGCCUGGUACAGCGGACGGCCCCCUCUUGGUGCUCUCUCUUGCUUCGAUCUCACUCUUGCACGUCAGUCCGAGCCCCGCAACGCUCCCAAGACACCCGCCGCCCUGCGCUUCCUCCUUGUACCUGACGCAGCCCACUGGAUUGUGAUAUAGGGUGUACCGCACAGAAACAAUGUCAAGAACCGAGUGUCAUGCCCGGAGGCUCCUCUGAUUAAUGACGCAGUGAUAAAAGUGGAUGACUAAAAGACUGAGUGACCAGUGAACUGCCUACCGAGUGCGAAGGUACACUUUACCUACUGAGUGAUAAAUUAUUGUUUGACGAGUGAACUGAAUAGCAAACUUACUGAGUGGGAAAGUACAAGUUGACCGGUGAUCUUAAUAAUAAAUAGGGCAAUUAAUUCACCUUCGUCAUUGCUUGCCAUUACAUCCACUCGCUGGAAACACUGAAGCAAGGCUCGUACGACCAAGAAAACUACGAAGCACGUGGUGAAGAAGAAAACCUUGACUUAGAGCUACACGCGCCUGCCCUGACGAGAAAGGAAAGAUGGAUUUUGUAGGCACCCACAUGCGUCUGCUCCGUGCCAUCCCGCUGGCCCUGCUGAGAAUACUGAUCGUGGCGCUGGUCCGCGAGGCCUCCCACCACGACUACGACGCCGGCGGCAAGCUCCUGCAGCAGUACGACUUUAUUAUCAUCGGCGGCGGGUCUGCCGGAUGUGUCUUGGCGGCGAGGCUGUCGGAGGUGCCGGGGUGGAAGGUGCUGCUGCUGGAGGCUGGAGGGAAGCCGCCGCCGGAGAGUGUCGUGCCGGGUUACAAUCAGCUGCUGUUACGAGGCGAUGCGGACUGGAACUAUUACACUGAGCCGGAGAAAAACGCCUUCACAGCAUUUUCAGGCAACCGCAUACCCUACCCGAGAGGAUUCGCCAUCGGAGGCUCGUCGGUCAUCAACUCCUUGUUCUGGGUGCGAGGCAACAGACGGGACUACGACAACUGGGCGGACAUGGGCAACCCCGGCUGGGACUACAACUCGGUGGAGCCAUACUUCAAGAAGCUGGAGGACUACCGCGGCGAGACGACCCCGAGGACAGCGGCCUUCCACGGCUUCGGGGGACCCUUGACGGUGGAGAACAAGAAGUGGACGACCCCUGUGGUGGGCGGCUUCAUGAAGGCGGGAGAGCAGAUAGGCUACGGCAAGGUGGACCCCAGCGACCCUGAUCAAAUAGGCUUCUCCAUUGUUGAUCUGUCUGUGAGGAACGGCAUCAGGUGGUCGACGGCCGAGGCCUACAUCAAGCCCAACGCCUACCGCCCUAACCUGCACGUGGUCCUCAACGCCCACGUGACCAAGAUCAUUUUUGACGGUAACAGGCGGGCCAUAGGGGUCAGAUUCCAACACCAGAAGAAGAUGAAGAGUGUGUACGCACGAAGGGAGGUUUUGCUUGCGGGCGGUGCGAUUGCUUCUCCUCAGAUCCUCAUGUUGUCUGGCAUUGGACCCGCAGCCCACCUCAACUCACAGGGGGUCCCCGUCUUAGUGGAUCUCCCCGGCGUGGGAAAGAACCUCAACGACCACCCUUACCUCACCGGCUUCCCCUUCACCACGCGCCGGAACUCCUCCUUCCACAUCCUCCACUCCGCCAACCCGGACGUCAUCUACGACUACGUGUACAACAGAGAAGGCCGCCUGACCGGGAGCAUCUCCGUGGAGGCGUAUGCGUGGCCCUACGCUGAGCAAGGCGAUCCGAACUGGCCAGAAGUCCAGCUUGCCUUCACGCCUUUCACUGUUGGCAACGACUACGGCCUCAUUACCUCCUACGUGCUUGGUAUCGACAAGAGGUUCUAUAACGACUACUUCCGGCACUUGGGGAUGCGGGAAGGCUUCUCCGUCGGGCUGUUCCUCACCAGGCCGAAGAGCAAAGGCAGCGUGACCCUGGCCUCCUCUAACCCCUACGACCACCCCAUCAUCGACGCCAACUUCUUCGAACACCCCGACGACAUGAGAGCCUUCCUGGGGGGAAUGAAGAUGGCCCUCAAGCUCGCGGAGAUGCCUGCUCUGAAAAAAGACUUCGAGGCUCGCUUCCACGACGUCAUCCUCCCCGGGUGCGAGGAAUUCAAGCCCCUCAGCGACCCCUACCUUGAGUGCUUCGCCCGCGCCCUCACCGGUACCACCUACCACCCCACAGGGACAUGCAAAAUGGGCCCCGCCUCCGACAAGCUCAGCGUGGUGGAUCAUACCCUCAAGGUGCGCAAUGUCAAGGGCCUGAGGGUGAUCGACGCCUCCAUCAUGCCGCUGGUCACCACGGGCAACACCAACGCCCCCGUCAUCAUGAUCGCCGAGAAGGCCGCGGACAUGAUCAAAGCAGACUGGGGGGUGCCUACGCCGAUCCCUUACGCAUGAGCGAACGCAGCGACACCUGGGAACCGAUGAGCCGCCGCAUGCUGGCCUUGUGGGUGGUGAUCGUGGCCACGGGAACAGAUACAAGUAAUUAAAGGAGUGUCAGCGUGAGGUGGCAUGUGGGAGAGAGGUGUCGGAGGGCGUGUGAGAUUCAAAUGAGUGAGAGUUGAGUGUUGGCGAUCGCCAGGGAGAUCCUUUUGCCUUUUCAUGUUGAUAUCAAUGUUUUUAGCAUGAAUUAUUUAGGAAACUGCUGUCAUUGCUAUUGUUAUAUUAGCAUAUUUGUAGUGAUCGUCCGUGAUUUCUUUGGUGGUGCCUCUUGUCUGCCACACACCGCCCGGCGACCCGCUGUGCUGAAUGGUGGUCCCUUGUUUACGUGUGUGUGUGUGUGUGUGUGUGUGUGUGUGUGUGUGUGUGUGUGUGUGUGUGUGUGUAGAUGGGAUUGCCGUUGCCUAUGUAUAUAACUAUAUUUCCGCAUUUGUUUUAACUCUGGAGAAAAGUUGCAUCCAGGUGAAGAGCUUGUGUGAUUUUCUUUCAGAGAAGAAACUAUCAAUAUGGCAACUUAUAUUAACGGAAGCCAUGAAGUGUCUCACGCAUUAUUGUUAUGACGCGUUACAUGUAUUAUUUAAUGUAAUCACAUGUUUGUUAUUGUUGUUGUGGUUACUAUAUGCGUAUGUCCCUGUUGUAUUUAUUUACUGUGUUCAAAUUCACCUAUGACGU